GGGUUUGGGGUAAAGGAGAAUUAACUGGACGGGGCGGACCUCAGACUGCCAUGCAGCUGGGACAAAGUCAUGGCCAGUCCAGCUGGGAGCUCCUGAGCAGACUGAUAGAUAGAGGAGUCCCGAGUUGGGUAGAAAGAGCCAGACCUGUGCUGAGUCAUUGGCUGGGGGCUGCCUGGGACCAGGGUGGCCUUUGCCCCAAACUUGAGGUGGCAGGAGAUUGUCCGCUGGGCACUCCUCAAGGAUGGCUGGCAAGUUCUCUCUUUUGAAUGAAAGUUCAGGCAGUGCCUCUGCAGCCGCAGAGCGGGGCGGGGCCCAGAGUCACCCCCACCGCGGAGACGGCCUCUCCCCUCUGGCUGCCCAGCAUGCUCGCCCUCUGGAGAGCCCUGGGUUCCUCUCCUUUAGUCCCCCGCCCCCCAUGGCCAGGGAGGCCGGAGGACACCCCACAGCAACACUAGCACAGUGUGGACUCCCAGGCAGCUCCCCGCUGUGCAGCCUCAGGCUCAUUCCUUAACUUUGCUGGGCUGGGUCACCUCAUUUUUAAAACAGAGAGCAGAGAGUAGUUACGUGGAUGCUCUUCCCUGUAAGAUGAGGAAAGUGAGAAAGGACGGGCAAAGGGCCCUUCCCAGGAGGCAGCCCCAGGUGGGGAGGGGUUCUGCCUCCCUCCGGACCCCAGCUGCUUUCCAAAGUGGCUUCAGGGGCUUCAGGUCCCUCCUCUUUCUUUUGCAGAAAACGCACCGUUUCAUUUACUACUCUGACACUGGCUGGGCCGUGGGGGCCGAGGAGUCUGACUUUGAAGGCUGGGCCUUCCCCUUCCCCGGUGUGACGCUGAUAGAGGAUUUUGUGACCCGGGAGGAGGAAGCUGAGAUGGUGCAGCUGAUGGACCGGGAGCCUUGGAAGCUCUCCCAGUCUGGACGGAGGAAGCAGGACUAUGGCCCCAAAGUCAACUUCCGGAAACAGAAGCUCAAGACCGCCGGCUUCAGAGGCCUCCCCAGCUUCAGCCGGGACGUGGUACGGAGGAUGGGCCUGUACCCCAUCCUGGAGGACUUCCGGCCCGUGGAGCAGUGUAACCUGGACUACUGCCCCGAGCGGGGCUCGGCCAUCGACCCCCACCUGGAUGACGCCUGGUUGUGGGGGGAGCGGCUGGUGAGCCUCAACCUCCUGUCCUCGACCGUGCUGUCCAUGUCCCGGGAGGCGCCCGGCAGCCUGCUGCUCUGUCUGGCCCCUUCUGGCUUCCCGGAGGCCUUGGUGGAAGGGGUGAUGGCCCCCAGCAGGUCCGUCCUGUGCCAGGAGGUGGAGGUGGCCGUCCCCGUACCCCGCCGCUCCCUGCUCGUGCUCACGGGCGCCGCGCGGCACCAGUGGAAGCACGCCAUCCACCGCAGACACGUCGAGGCCCGCCGCGUCUGCGCCACCUUCAGGGAGCUGUCGGCCGAGUUCUGUCCCGGCGGGCGGCAGCAAGAACUGGGGCAGGAGCUCCUGCAGAUCUCGCUCUCCUUUCAGGGGAGACCUAUGUGAGCCACCUCCCUGGGGACGGGAGCUGGGGUCGGGCCUGGCCAGGGCGCCAGCUCCGGGCCUGACUGUCUGCCAAGAUUUGAGGCCGGGAAGCCCGGCACGGGGGGCUUUCUCCCCAGCUUAGUAGCUUUUAAGAGAAGACUGCUCAGCACCCUGACACGACCACGGUGUGGGCCCUGCCUGGGAGCCAGAUGGGAUGGAACCGGGCCUUGGGUCAGUCCUGUCUGACCUACCCCAUGGCCGCCUGUGUGGCCGGCUUGCCACAGUUGGAGGGCAGUGGGGUCAUUUGAGCUUAAACACGUUGGUACCACCUAAAAACGUUUUCUCCUUUAUCCCUCUCUCAAUGAAGUUCCCUGAUAACCCCA
Enhydra lutris kenyoni (northern sea otter) is the source of this 1874-nucleotide messenger RNA. RefSeq names its product alkB homolog 4, lysine demethylase. Gene Ontology annotation, cellular component: contractile ring; midbody. The transcript is spliced from 2 exons. The coding region runs from base 586 to 1512 and encodes 308 amino acids. Lineage: Eukaryota; Metazoa; Chordata; Mammalia; Carnivora; Mustelidae. Gene Ontology annotation, biological process: actomyosin structure organization; oxidative demethylation; protein demethylation. Gene Ontology annotation, molecular function: oxidoreductase activity; actin binding; demethylase activity. The record is from RefSeq and is a predicted model, not a curated record.